AUGUCUUAUCAAUACAAUAAUCAGCAGCGACAAUACAGUUAUGCACCUCCACCCCCUUCUUACGGAGGUGCACCGCCUCCACCACCACAUUUGCAGCAGCAACAGCAGUGGCAGUAUCAACAGGCAUCAUCUCAACAGAGUCGUCGGCAAACUGCUCCGCCUAGUGCUGGCGUUGAUCCAAUGUUGUAUCAUUGGUUUCAGGCAAUCGAUACUGACAAAAGUGGUACCUUGACUACGGAGGAAUUGCAAAGGGCUUUGCUUAAUGGUGACUGGAGUCCGUUCAAUAUGGAGACUGUGCGAUUAAUGAUGAAUCUGUUCGACACAGAUAACGACGGGACGAUUACGUUUAAAGAAUUUACCGGUCUUUGGAAAUAUAUAGAAGACUGGAAGCGUUGUUUUCAAACUUUUGAUGCCGAUGGUUCAGGAACAAUUGACUUUAAUGAACUAAAAACAGCACUUAAAACAUUUGGAUACAAUCUAAGUGACAGCUUUAUUGAUUUAUUGAUUAAGAAAUAUGAUAAAUAUGGUAACGUUCACAGCUUAAGAUGGUGUUGA
This is a messenger RNA of Paraglomus occultum, 555 nucleotides long. The record is from the annotation of a GenBank genome assembly. NCBI's taxonomy places the organism in Eukaryota, Fungi, Glomeromycota, Glomeromycetes, Paraglomerales, Paraglomeraceae.